AUGGCCCCCGCACCUUCCCCCCCUCCCUUGGAGGACCCCCCCGUGGAUUCGGGGGGAAAUAACGAGAGUGUGGCUAAAAAAGCCAGUAAAGAAGUUAUGCCUGAACUGGCUGUGUAUUUGGGCCACAGGCUCGAUAUGGACGCUCUGAAGGGCGCAGAAGAGAGCAUGGUGGGAAAUACGGCUCAAGAGGUGGGAGGCCCUCGCACUCGCUCUCGCGCGAGCUCAGUAACGGGCAACCUUAUUGAGUUUGUGCGACCGACAGAGACCUCAGUUGGUGGGCGCAAAAAGAGGCGCCUUGACAACGGAGUGGAGUAUGACUCCGCAGACUCCGCGGCGAGCUCCAUUGAUAUGGAAGUAACGGGGCUUACAGCGACGAAGGGGAAGACUCCCAAAGAAGGGAGACACUACGUGGGUUCCGGGGCCGCAAAGGCGGCUCUGACCAAAAAUAGAAGGAAGGAGUUCCUCAGAGACCCAGGAAGCGACUCUGAAGGAGACGUCGAUGCACAGCCUCGCACUACGGGAUCUGGGAUAAAGGCUGUUAGGGACCCCAAUGAUCCGGCAGAAGUCCACCUCCACAAGGUUCGCGAGGCGAUGGUCGAGAAGACCAUGGAGGUUUUAGGGGUGGUAAGAAAGUCCGGGAACCUGAAGGGGACCUGCCAGAAGCAAAUAAAAAAUGCGCUGGCUAGACUGACGUCUCUGGCAGAGUCCCUGGAUGCGGAUCUCAUCCCGAGAUCAGUGACGCCCCUUCUAAAAAGGAACUCAAAUAUUGAGUCGGAGCUUCACAAACUUCGGAAGGAGAAUGAAGAGCUUAGGGCCAGGAUAGCCGCAGCUCCCCCUCCGGAGAACUUGAGGCCGACCCCGGCGUACAAUCACGGGGCAAAUCCCAAGAGAGGGAAUGACUGGGACACAUUCAGGUCCCAGAUCAUGGAGGAUGUGGGCCGCAUGAUGCAGCGGCAAACCGCCGAGCUCAUGCGGCAGGUGAGAAGUAUGGUUGCCCCGCAACCGGUGGAGGUGGACACGGAUGACCAUGUCCCCGAUUAUGUUUACCGGCCCCCACUUCAGAAUGGGGAUCAAAUAGAGGCCUACCGCCAGCAGGGCAACAUAAGGCCAGGAGUGGUCCCGCAACCUAGCGGAAGUAAGGCGUCACAGACGGCGUCACGUAGAAAAGGGGCGAAGGCCGGACAGUCCCAGCCUAACCCGCCUAAAAAGACUGGUCCGGCGGCUGCAACUCAGCAGCCUGCUGCGGCGGUGGACACAUGGGCCACCGUUGUAAGGAGGAAUGGGCGUACUACCAGUGUCCCGGAGGCGAAGGCUGGGCCAUCUGGAGCCCAAACAAACAAGGGCGGGUCACAGCCGAAAUCCCAAUCCCAAAAGAAAGGGGCCCCGUCCCCAAGCAAGUUGCGAGCUCCCCGCUCUGCAGCUGUGAUUCUCGCCAUCCCGCAAGAAGCGGAAAAGGCGGGAACCAGCUACGCCGGUAUCCUCAGGGAGGCUAAAGCAAAAAUAGACUUAGCCUCCCUAGGAAUAGAGGAGCUCCGAUUUAAAUCGGCAGCAACUGGUGCGAGGAUACUGGAGAUACCAGGAUCCCAGAGCGGGGACAAGGCAGAUGCCCUUGCACGAAAGCUGCGAGAGGUCCUCGGGGAGAACCCGGUACAGGUCUCCAGGCCCACCAAGACCGCAGAGAUGCGGAUAAUGGGUCUGGAUGACUCUGUCACCCCAGGGGACAUCGCAGAUGCGGUGGCACGGGAUGGGGAAUGCUCACCUGACGAGGUUAAGGCUGGGGAAAUCCGCCUUAACCCCUCGGGACUGGGCACAUGUUGGGUGCGGGCGCCGAUAAUGGUGGUUAAGAAAAUCACCACGGCAGCCCGCAUCAAGGUGGGUUGGGUGUCGGCCCCGGUCGAACUGCUGAAGCAGAGGCCGCUGAGGUGCUUCAAGUGCCUCCAGACCGGCCAUGUCAGGUUGCGGUGCCCGCACGAGGGGGACCGCAGUGGCCUCUGCUUCAAAUGCAGCAAACCAGGCCACAAAGCCGCCGGCUGCACAGCCGCCCCGAGUUGCGCCAUCUGCCGCGAGGCAGGCAAGCCGGCGGACCAUUGGAUGGGUAGCAAAAAUUGCUCCCCAGGCAGGCAACAUGCCAAGAAGGGGCCGGCACCUGCAGCACCUGCGACCGCCGCCGUCCCGACUACGAAUAGUUGGGCCGGGCUGGUAGAGGAGAUGGAGUUGUCAUAA
Achroia grisella is the source of this 2223-nucleotide messenger RNA. RefSeq lists its product as uncharacterized. Gene Ontology annotation, molecular function: zinc ion binding; nucleic acid binding. NCBI's taxonomy places the organism in Eukaryota, Metazoa, Arthropoda, Insecta, Lepidoptera, Pyralidae. The transcript has a single exon. The record is from RefSeq and is a predicted model, not a curated record. The coding region runs from base 1 to 2223 and encodes 740 amino acids.